Leucoraja erinaceus (little skate) is the source of this 3258-nucleotide messenger RNA. RefSeq names its product transmembrane protein 182-like. Bases 400 to 1323 code for a protein of 307 amino acids. The transcript has 7 exons. Gene Ontology annotation, cellular component: membrane. NCBI's taxonomy places the organism in Eukaryota, Metazoa, Chordata, Chondrichthyes, Rajiformes, Rajidae. The record is from RefSeq and is a predicted model, not a curated record.
UGUUGGAAGCUGAUAGGAAGGAGCAGCCUGUCCGAUCAGUUCUGCCCCGACUCGCUGAAUUACUUCCAGCCCUCGACCACAUCGAAGCCCCUGGGGAAUUAAAGAGCAUUGUGGAAAUGGGAGUGCCCCGUGUACAUAUCCAAUCGGCUGGUUAGUAUCACAUUCCCAAACAUCACACACCCACUCUUUUCCGCAACCAGCGCCGCUAUCGCCACUCGGAUCUCUCUCUUCCUGGGAGGUGCAGAAAACUUUUGUCCGCAGGGUCACAGACUUUACUUCUUGGACGCACACACUUGGGGAAUUUGUCCCUGACUUGAGUGUGUGAAGCCGGGUGGGGACCCUGGUUUAUUCUCAUCCGCAAGCAACGCAACGCAGCUCACCCACCCACUCACCCUCGCCAUGAAGCGGCAGCGACUGAUGUUGAUCACUGCGCGGUUCUUCGCGGGAGCGGCGCUGAUCCUUUUCUACCUAACGUCCUGCACCAACUACUGGCUCCACGCUGUGACCUGCGGGUCCGACAACAAUACGCAGUCUGCUGAGACCCAGUUGUCAGACAGCCAGACACAGAAAACACUGACUGACAAUGCAACGGAGCUGAAAUCUGGCACAGACUCGCGACGGACCGCAAGAUUUUUGACUGGAAGAGACGAAUCAAGUCCGAUGGGUUCAUCAAUGCCUGAAAAUGGAACUUUACAACAUCAGAGGAAAAAAAGAUAUUCUGAUUAUACCCUAUAUUUUGGAUAUACCCUAUUAUUGAAAGAUAACAGGUUAACUUACCAUCAUGAGGGCUUCACCUGGAGAUGCUCAUUUACCGAUAAAGAGGCGGAAAAUCAACACUCAAAAUUUAUUACCAUUUUUCAACCACCUGUAAAGUGUUGUGUGCACGCCUUUUAUUCCCCAUUUCCAAGCGAUCCAAAGUUCAUUAAUGACGAAUUUCAAUCUAAACUUGUUUAUCGUAAACUUUGGAGUGCACUAAUGUUCUUGGGAGUGAUCUUUAUUACAAUUGGAUUCAUAUGCAUCAUUUACAAAGCAUGCCGUCAGAAACACGAGAUAUAUAAAACAGUGGGAGUAAAUUUCAUCAUUGGUGGCAUUUGUUUCACCUUGUCAAUUAUCAUGUACGCCUGCUGGAUAUCAGCAAUAUCUCAGAUGAUCGCAAAAGAAAUAGCAAAUUGCAAAUCUGCAAAUAACAAUACGAAAUAUGGCGUGGAUUAUGGUUGGUCGUUCAUGGCAGCUCCUUUUGCCGUAUUAUUCUCUGUAAUCGCAGGUGGUCUUUUCAUUAAAUUGUCUGCUGCUGAACGCAGUGAAAGUGGUGGCAUCGUUUAAAUAUUUUUUGGAUGCAACCAAUUUAUAUUUUUUAAAAGAGGAAAGAGUCAUUAUUAUGCUGAAGCGGCAAAAUUUAUCAACAAAGAGACAUGAUAAUAUGGACUCCCUUUGAUUACAGUCGAAAUAUAACUUUAUAUAGUAGUACUGGCGUUACAUAUUAUUUGAAAUUUUUAAUGUAUCCAGUGUUUCCUUGAUUCCUGAAAGGAAACUGUUGUUAUUUUGACAAUUGAAAAAGCUGUGGAAAAUGCAUCACAGUUACUUUGGGGCAGUUUAUUCCUAUUGGCGAAGAGCUGCUCUAUUUCAUAGAGUGUGAAAUGGCUUGGUAGCUUGAUGACAGGUUCUGCAAAAAGUCUAACAAAUUCCGAAAAUAAUGAUGUUUUUAAAUAAUUAAGAGCUCAAGUUAAUUAACUUCAUAAUUAUAACUCCCAGUUUAUAACUCCCAAUAACUGCCAUAUUAUCACGAUUUAACAGCGAAAAAAUCAAGAAGCAAACUAUCAUUAGGAAUUAGUUUUAGUUGUAUUUUGUAAUUAUUAACAUGUUAGUUGGUGCAUAAUAAAAAUAUUCUGAAUUCAUCUUUGUUUUAGAUUUUUAUAUAAUGUUAUAAUCAGCAUUUCAAAAUAUUAUUGCAAAUUAUAUUUACCUGAUGAAUAGAAUUGUAAAUAUUACAGUUCUUAAUGGCUUAUGUGCUGAGGGCAACACAGCUACAUAGUGCACAAAGUUCUGCUACUUCUCUCGGAUGCAAGUCAUAGAUCCAGACAGCAGAUUUGCUCUAUUGUUCUAGAUCUCAAGGCUAACGGAAUCAAGUGGUAUGGAGCGAAGGCAGGCACGGGUUACUGAUUGUGGAUGAUCAGCCAUGAUCACAAUGAAUGGCAGUGCAGGCUCGAAGGGCCAAAUGGCUUCCUCCUGCACCUAUUUUCUAUGUUUCUAUGUUCUUGUGGCCCUUUCAAGAUAUCUGAGAAGAUUCUCUGUCAGAAACCCCGCACACUACCCCGUGUGCUCCACACCCUUCCACCCUUUGCACAGCUCGCCCUGUUCCUCUAAUCCCAACACCCUGCAGAGUUGACACCCUUUGCCUAUCGUCCUGCCAAAGACUCCUUUUAAAAUUCAUAAUCUAUUCCCUUUUGGAAGUUGUUAUUAAAUCUGCUUCCAUUUACUUCCUGAAAGUGCCCUUACGGAUUUCUAGUUUUAGAGAUAUUCCUUCCAAAAUACACAAUGUGCUGGAAUAACUCGGAGGAUCGGGCAGCAUCUCUGGAGAACGUGGAUAGGUGACGUUUUGGGUCGGGGCCCUUCUUCAGACUGAUGGAGUGGGAGAAGAAGGGUCCCGACCAGAAACUUUGUGUUUUUUCUGGGGUAAACCAAUAUCUGCAGUUCCUCGGGUCACUGUUACCUAACUUGUUGUUGCUCACCUUGUAGUAUUGCCUGCUUGUUAAGAUAUCAAUUGUGAUGACGGAGAAUGAUAAAUAGGUUUUGCUAAAGAAGCAAGUUUUUUUUUUUUCCCUAGAAUUUUGAAUAAUUUCAGGAGGAUUUUUGAUUUGGAACAUUUAUUUCCAUAAUGUAGAGAUUCACCCCUCAUAGAAAUCAUUGCUGUGGUUUUCUCGAUGUCUGAGUAAUGAAAAGGAAAUCUGAAGUACCUUAGAUGUAGUUUGUUAAAUGCAAAUAUUUUGUAUUACCUACUCCUCUGUUAUAGGGUGGUUUUGUGUAUUGGGGCUUUUAACUGAGAUUGUAUUGUAAAUGUGACUACUUGUAAAAUAAUGUUCAUGUUAUUUGAAGUACAGGAAGUCUUAAUGGAGAAUUAUGUCUUUCUGUCGGUGCUUGCUAUUUGGAAAAGUAUUUGGGCUCUGACACACGCUCUUGUUUAUAAAAUAAAUAACAUGUAACUUAAUAUAUCUGCAAAGCAAAGGUUAAUAUUUUUGAAAAUAAAGUUUUUAUCAUGCU